Messenger RNA from Fusarium fujikuroi IMI 58289, 702 nucleotides. RefSeq lists its product as uncharacterized. Lineage: Eukaryota; Fungi; Ascomycota; Sordariomycetes; Hypocreales; Nectriaceae. The transcript is spliced from 4 exons. Bases 1 to 702 code for a protein of 233 amino acids. The record is from RefSeq and is a predicted model, not a curated record.
AUGUCCCGUAUCAACUCCUAUGCGAACGUUCUCCGAGAGUUCGUCUACGAUCCGGAGGUUCAGCUGAUCAACCAGUCCCCCGGCGAGAUCCCAUGUUUUUACUGCGUCUGCAACAUCCACCGCGAUCUCUCUCUCCGAUGCUGCGCCGGCCCCUCGCCGGAGUGUUGUGUUUUCUGUGCUGACGACCGAAAGAAGUGCGGCUCUUACUUCGGCGCAGUCCAGGCUUACUACCUGGCGAUCGAGCGCCUCCAGGAUCGUUUCGCCGAUGAGGAACUUGAUCCUACUCAGCACUCUGGCUGCUACAAUUCAGUCCCAAGACAUUGCGUCCCUUCGGGACCUUCAGGCACUCCAGUGCCUUAUUUCCGUGGUGUCGAACUUACUCCUGAGGAAGUGUCCGCUCGGGUUGCCUCUGCGAUGCCCCUCUACGCCCGCAAUGUCUCUGCCGCAACCCGCCUUCGUUCGGCGAUCCUUCGCCUAGAUACCUGCGAGGAUGUCCCUGUUGAGGGCGAGGGGACCUGCGAUGAACUCCCGUCUGCAUUCGAAGCCAAGCCGGCUCUUCGUGCUCUGCUCGACGAGCAUUCGGAUAACCCCGUUCCUGACGUUCCAGUCGCUUUUGCUGGCGUUGCUCCUGUCAGUCGUCCCGGCCAGUCUACUCCUGCCCGUCGCCGAGGCGCCGCCGAGCCUCCCCGCACCCCUGAGUAA